Molecule: messenger RNA, 1799 nt
Organism: Actinia tenebrosa (Australian red waratah sea anemone)
Lineage: Eukaryota; Metazoa; Cnidaria; Anthozoa; Actiniaria; Actiniidae
Product: RUS family member 1
Source: RefSeq, a predicted model, not a curated record
AUGGCGGACGAUGGGUUUGUCGUGGCAAAAGAAAAAUACGGAUCAUGCUCUUURGAAAGAUCGUAUAAGUUCUCCGCUGAAAAUGGAAAUUUGCAGAGGACACAUCAAGGCAAAGAAUCUCUUGGAUCGUCCAUACUGCUUUUUUUUAAGUUGGCUUUUCUACCUCAAGGGUAUCCAGAGAGUGUUAGUAAAGAUUAUCUUCAGUACCAAAUAUGGGAUACACUUCAGGCAUUCUGCUCAUCCAUAACUGGAACGUUAGCAACACAAGCGAUGUUGAAGAGUUAUGGGGUUGGUGAUGAAAAAGCAUCGAUUAUUGCUGCUACGAUGACAUGGAUACUGCGCAAUGGCUCUGGAAUGGUAGGCAGUAUAGUWUUUGCUUGGAUGCAGGGAAGUGGACUUGAUUGCAAUGCUAAAAAGUGGAGAUUAUUUGCUGACAUCCUCAAUGAUGUAUCCAUCUUAGUAGAACUCUUAUCUCCCUACUUCAAAGCUUACUUCAUCUAUCUUGCCUGUUUGUCUAGUAUCGCCAAGUCCAUAGUUGGAGUAGCUGGUGGAGCAACAAGAGCAGCAUUGACYCAGCACCAGGCAAGAAGAGACAACAUGGCUGAUGUUGCAGCUAAAGAUGGCAGUCAGGAAACACUGGUGAAUCUUAUGGCAUUGCUUGCAGGACUUGUGAUAACACCUUUGGUAUCUGGACAUACACAACUGACAUGGACGUUGUUCUUCAUCUUCACCUUCUUGCACCUGUAUUCAAAUUUUCGUGCCGUAUCUUCUGUUGUCAUGGAAACAGUAAACAUUACUCRCCUCCGUAUACUCAUGGAAGAGUUUCUCAAGGGUGGACGAAUACUYACUCCUGAAGAAGUUGCCCUUAGAGAACCUGUUAUAUUUGGAUUUUCAGUUGGGGAAUGUCUUACGAUAAAUCUUGGUACACAAUUUCAGUGUGUUGUACAAAAUGCACAAGAUUUCAAGCUGGCCUUACCAAACUCACCCGAUGCCAAGUACCUAAUGAAAAUGAACUUGGAGACUACAGCCAAAUCUGGGAAAGUCCAUAUCGUUCUCCAUGAGACUUCAGAAGCUAUUGAUCAUAUUCAGAGCUGCUUUCAAGCUGUAGUGCUGGACUUUAUUAUAAGAACACCUCGUCUGACAUUUGAACAGCAAAUGAUUGACCCAAUGAGACCCAUGACUUCUGGUUCAUCUGCGCUUGGUGCUCUACACAAUUACUGGUGGCAAGAAAGAAGUACUUCCCCUGAAUGCUGCUGGGAUAUGAUAGCACAGGCUCACAACUUUACGCUUCAAGCAUUCCCAGGAUUCAUUGCGAACCUGGAGAAGGCAGGAUGGGUGUCCACACGAACUCAUUUAGGGCCAAAUGAGUGGCGUGCCAUUUGGAAUUCAAAGGGAUUCGAAGUCAAAAAACUUAUUUAAAUUAUAGAYGACAUCAAAAUAAAUUAAUUCAUAAAAGAAAUAAGUUGUAAAGAUAAUACUUAUGAUGAUGGAUUCUACUUGCUUGUCUUAACCCUUCUGUGUUUCCAAGACAACCGUUGGAAGCCUUUUAAUUGGCCAAGCCAUCUACYAAUGAGAGAUUUCUUCUUCGGCAGCUUGUGUACUCCUCCCCUCUACCAGGAGGGGAGGGGGAAGGAGACAAGUUGGAGAGUGGAAGAUGGGGAUAUCUAGAACCACUUUUAUAUCUUUUCGUAAACGAAAGCUUAAAGCUAUAUUUUAUGUAUGUGCAUAAAAAGAACUGAAGUAACGGGUGGAAUAUUUUCCAGAAUAUUAAAGAUUUGGAUUAAAAGUUUUAAAAGAGA